Molecule: messenger RNA, 699 nt
Organism: Lactuca saligna
Lineage: Eukaryota; Viridiplantae; Streptophyta; Magnoliopsida; Asterales; Asteraceae
Source: the annotation of a GenBank genome assembly
AUGGCUGUUGUGAAGGGUUAUGGAGGUGAUGGUGGUGAUGAGCCACCACAUCCGUUCGGUGGAGGUUUUGGUGAUCACCAGAUCGAUGCUAACGGGCAACGGCCUCUGAAGAUAUUAUUUGACAUAAAUACGCACAUGCUGAUUGGGGAAGUAUACGGAUGUUUCAUUCGGGAGGUUCGGAGCUAUAUGUGGUGCGACAUCGGUUUCGAUAAGGACACAUGGACAGACGUUUCUGAAGCCGAAAGGGUUGGCAUGUUCGAGUAUCUUUCGUGUGAGAUUACCGGACCAGUAGCCGACCAGUAUUUUUAUCAGCAAUCUAAGUCUGCAUGGUAUUCUUGUAGUGUAAAUCCUUCCUCCGGUUUAGAUCCUUCCUCAGGUUUAGAUCCUUCUAGUAGUGUAAAUCCUUCCUCCGGUUUAGAUCACUCUCCGGGUCAUGAAGACCAGUUGCCCUUGUGUCCCACAGGUGGAUACAACGGUAUAAAAGCAGUCCAGUUUCCUUGUAGCAGAUUUUUCAAAAUUAUUGGUUCGUAUGAUGGAAUUUUCUUUUUGAUUGAGAGUCAGAAGGGAAUUAGUCUAUGGAACCCUUCAAUAAGGCGCCGACAAAGCCUGUCUAAUUGUCUGUGGAGCCCUUCAGAAUGGUUUGGGCUUGGGCUUGGGUUUGGUUUUGACCCAGUCAGUGAUGAUUACAAGAUUGUCUAG